GACAGAUUUCAGUGUAGUACCGUCUGUCGUAAACAGAAGGAUUAUGAAAGCAUGAUCAGUGACUGCGACACAAACUCACUCAUGGCCGCGGUUUCAUGGCUUAUUUAGGACCUCGGCUGCGACCGUCACGCAUCGUGGUCCCUGGUGUGUCCGUGUUCAGACGCCUCGGCUCGGGCGGGAUGGAGAACAUGGGUCUGGCGGUGAGUCGCUCCCCGCUGGAGCGGCUGGAGUUUGACAACGCCGCCCUCAGGAAACUUCCCCUGGACCCGUCGGAGGAUCCCGGCGUGCGGCAGGUGAAGGGAGCGUGCUUCUCCCGGGUGAAGCCGCAGCCGCUGACCCGGCCUCGCUUCGUGGCCGUGUCGCAGGACGCCCUGGCGCUGCUGGGGCUCAGCGGGGAGGAGGUCACCGAGGACCCGCUCGGAGCGGAGUAUCUGAGCGGCUCCAGGGUGAUGCCCGGAUCCGAGCCCGCCGCUCACUGCUACUGCGGACACCAGUUCGGACAGUUCGCCGGGCAGCUGGGCGACGGGGCGGCCUGUUACCUGGGGGAGGUGAAGGUGCCUCCCGGUCAGGAUCCAGAGCUGCUCCGGGAAAACCCGAGCGGCCGGUGGGAGAUUCAGGUGAAGGGAGCAGGACUGACUCCUUACUCCAGACAGGCUGAUGGCCGAAAGGUUCUGCGCUCCAGUAUAAGAGAGUUCCUCUGCAGUGAGGCCAUGUUCUUCCUGGGUGUGCCCACCACCAGAGCUGGUUCCGUGGUGACCUCUGACAGCAGGGUGGUACGGGACGUGCACUACAGCGGACACCCGCGCCAGGAGAGAUGCUCUGUGGUUCUCCGCAUCGCCCCCACCUUCCUCAGGUUUGGAUCCUUUGAGAUCUUCAAGCGGGCAGACGAGUUCACCGGGCGCCAGGGUCCCAGCUACGGGCGCGAUGAUAUCCGAGGUCAGAUGUUGGAUUAUGUCAUUGAGAUGUUUUAUCCUGAGAUCCAGCAGAAUUACCCAGACCGAGUGGAGAGGAACGUGGCUUUCUUCAGAGAGGUGAUGCUUCGCACCGCUCGGCUCGUGGCUCAGUGGCAGUGUGUAGGUUUCUGUCAUGGAGUCCUGAACACAGACAACAUGAGCAUCCUGGGAGUCACGCUGGACUAUGGUCCAUACGGCUUUAUGGACAGGUUUGAUCCAGAUUUCAUUUGCAACGCCUCCGAUAACUCCGGCCGUUACUCGUACCAGGCCCAGCCGGCGAUCUGCAGGUGGAACCUGGUGAAGCUAGCAGAGGCUCUUGCCCCAGAGCUGCCACCGGACCGGGCUGAGGCUGUCACGGACGAGUACCUGGAUCUGUACAACGGCUUCUACCUGGAGAACAUGAGGAAAAAACUGGGCUUAUUGAAGAAGGAAGAGCCUGAGGAUGAAAUUCUGAUCACAGAGUUGCUGCAGACCAUGCACAAUACAGGUGCGGACUUCACGAACGCCUUCCGCAGCUUGAGUCAGAUUUCCUGUCCUGCUGAGGGUGAAGGUGAAAGAGAAGAGGAGCUAGUGAAGGAGGCGACUGAACUCCUGCUGGAACAGUGCGCCUCCUUAGAUGAGCUCAAGGCUGCAAACAAACCUACGAUGGAUCCACGUGAGCUGGCGAUGCUGCUGUCCAUGGCUCAGAGCAGCCCAGCGCUGUUCCAGAUGAUCUCAGACAGGAUGACAAUAGCGAGGCAGUUGGACAAACUCAGCAGACUGAAAGAUCUGAUGGAGACGAGCCAGGAGGAGCUGAGGGGCAAACAGGCCGAGGAGUGGACUCGCUGGGUCGCAAGCUACAGGAAGCGUCUGGCUCGUGAGCUGGAGGGGCAGAGCGAUGUGCAGGCUGUGCAGGAGGAGAGGGUGAGAGUGAUGGACGGCACCAACCCGCGCGUGGUUCUCAGGAACUACAUCGCCCAGAAUGCAAUCGAAGCUGCAGAGAGUGGAGACUUUUCUGAGGUCCAGCGGGUUCUCAAGGUUCUCGAGAAGCCCUUCUCUUCGCAGCCAGGUCUGGAGCUUCCUGCGUGGGUGGGCGGAGGCGGCGCUGCAGAACGGGCGGAGAGAGACGAAGGAGAGGAGCAACAGCAAGAAGCUGCAUCUCCAUCCACAGCUAGAGAUCCUGUUCCCUACGACAGCAAACCUCCAGCUUGGGCUAAUGAACUCUGUGUCACAUGAUCUUCGUAGUAACUUUCCUGAUUAUCAGCUCGUCUGCCUGAAAGAGAGAGUUUAUUCUUGUUUUAAUUUUACUGUCUCUCCUCGCUCUUCCAGUCACUGUACAGCUCUCUCUUUCAUUGGCAGGCAGCGUCAGGGAAGUUAGCAUGAGGCACGACGCACCACAGGAUACCUUGCUGACGCAAAACAGACAGGGGCUGAGUUAAGUUUGGUACAAACACAUAAAAUUACAAAUAUGACGGUGCCAUAUCUGGUGAAAAGUUUUUGACCAUGUGUGAAAUGGGUUUUAAGGAUACGUUUCUUCCGAUGGCUUCACAUUUCUGAAUUUAACAGGAUGUUGUGAUGGAGAUAACCAAUCGAACAAAACUUCAUUUUAGGAAUUCCAUUGACAUGGGUUUGGCCGGGUCACCCAAAAAAUUCAUGGGUGGAGUUUUAGUCAGUGACCCAGAAUGCAAGAUGCAUCAGGUGAAAGAAAAAGAUCGGAUUUUUAAUCAAAAGUCUACAGAAGUAGAGUUUAUAAAAUAUACAUGGAGACACAUUUUCUCAUUUCCUGGGACUUCCCCCCCCAAAAAGCAGCCUCAGCUCGCGUCCUGUCUGUUUAGUGUUUAGUUAGGGAUUAAUGACGAGUCAGACAACAAGUCCUACAGUGACCUGUCUGAUUCUGAUGACCUGUGGGGUGUCACCUCAACAUAUACCAAAUAAUAUGAUAUAUACAGUGUGUGUGUGUGUGUGUGUGUGUGUGUGAAAGAUGAUGUUAUGCUUGUGGGUGAAAGGGAAUUACUGCACUUGUUUCUUUAAGCCGCGGAAGAUAAUACGCACAAUAUAUUCUAGACAACACCAUCACUGGUAUAGAACAGAACCUCACAUAUGAACUUAGCUUGUUAAUUUCUUGUUAAGUGAACAUCGACACGACUGUUGAGAGAGAGAAAAAGAGGAAACACAUGACCAACCAUUGUCGAGGCAAACUUUAAUAGAGGAAGUUUAUUAACGUGUCAUAAAUGUGAUGCUAACAAGUGUGGUUCUCUCCAUAAGGAAAGAAAAACAUGGACACACAUACAUGAAUCGACUGCCUUUAGGGCCAACACCACUGGUUAUAGCUUGUGCCCUCUGAAUCAGGAUCAAUCUGUUGGUUCGGUGAAUGAAUUUUAGACCUGUUGUAAAAAAGCAUCAAAACAUCCUCGCUUAACAGACGACAGGGAUGGACAUGAAAUUAGAUUUUAUUUUUGCUUAAUAAUGUGAAAUAUAACUGAGCGCUCCCUCAGCUAUGUCUUUAACCUAUCUUAAUAAACAGAGCAGUGUGAUAAA
Messenger RNA from Paralichthys olivaceus (Japanese flounder), 3470 nucleotides. It is a transcript of the gene selenoo1, whose product is annotated as selenoprotein O1. Lineage: Eukaryota; Metazoa; Chordata; Actinopteri; Pleuronectiformes; Paralichthyidae. The record is from RefSeq and is a predicted model, not a curated record.